AUGCUCACAGGAGGGGCCUGGUUGCUGCGGGAGCUUUCUGGGUCCUUUUCUCUUUGUGGGGGCCCCCUGGGGGCCCCCCUGGGGGGCCCCCUGUGGGGCCCCCUGGAGGCCCUCCUGGACUGCGGGGGGUACCCGCAGCAGCCAGCAGCAGCAGCAGCGCGCCCGCGGCACCUCACAGCAGCAGAAAGCGACACUGUCAAGCCCUGGGGGCCCUUCCUGCAGGGUACAGACGGCCCUGCUGCAGCAGAGGGGGAGCCCGCAACCCUCAUGGCCCGCACAGGGCCGCUAACCCCCCGCGCGAAGCCGCAGCACUCCAAGCACCAGCACCAGCAGCAAAAGCAGCACCAACAGCAGCAGAAGCAGCAGCAGCAGCGGCAGCAGCAGCAGCAGCAGCAGGGAGGGUUUGUUGGGUUUCUGCGUUCUGUGGCCUCCAGCACUUCCUUAGUUGCUGCUACAGAACUGGGAGACAGGACUUUCUUUCUUGCUGCUCUUUUGGCGCUGCGCUACAGCCGCCUUUUGGUGUUUGCUGCUACUUGUGCUGCUCUUUUUGUUGCUGCUGCUGCUUCUGCUGCAGCAGGCUACCUGCUGCAGUCCGCAGCAGCUUCUGCCUGGCUCGCCGGGCCCCUGGGGGGCCUCCUCAAGGGGGGGCCCCUGCUGCAGCUAGCAGCAGCAGCAGCUUUGCUGCUCUUUGGUUUGCACCAUCUUUAUAAAGCCAAAAAGGCCUGGGGGCCCCACAGGGGGCCCCCCAGAAGGGUCUCAACCCGCUCUUCCCAGGAGGCCUUGGGGGCCCCCCUGGGGGCCUCCCUGGGGGCCCCCGCGGUUGGGGGGCCCCUGGGGGCCCCCCUAGGGUCCCCCCUGGGGGCCCCCCUGGGGGCCGCCCCCUUCGGGGGGCCCCUGGGGGCCCCCCUGGCAGCAGAAGGGGCCCCUGUGCUGCUGGCGGGGAGCAGCAGCAGCGGGGCGGAGGGGGGGGCCUGCGGGGGCCCCCAAGAAGGGUUUGCGGGGGCCCCCAAAGAAGGGUUUGGGGGGGGGUCCCCCGAAGGGUUUGGGGGGGCCCCCAAGGGGGGCCCCCCUGAUGAUGCCUCGGUGUCCACGCGGCUGUCUCCAGCAGAAAAAGGAGAAGAGGAAAUUUGCGAUGGUUUGGAGGAGGCCCAGGAAGACCUCGAACGCUUCUACGUAAACCCUAAACCCUAA
Eimeria tenella is the source of this 1191-nucleotide messenger RNA. RefSeq lists its product as uncharacterized. The record is from RefSeq and is a predicted model, not a curated record. Gene Ontology annotation, biological process: Golgi calcium ion homeostasis; calcium ion transmembrane transport; manganese ion transmembrane transport. Lineage: Eukaryota; Apicomplexa; Conoidasida; Eucoccidiorida; Eimeriidae. The coding region runs from base 1 to 1191 and encodes 396 amino acids. Gene Ontology annotation, molecular function: calcium ion transmembrane transporter activity; manganese ion transmembrane transporter activity. The transcript has a single exon. Gene Ontology annotation, cellular component: Golgi apparatus.